AUGAAACGAUGGAUACUUGUCUCGUGCUUAUUAGGAAUAUGCUCUGCUAUGCCGUAUGCUCGGCACUAUAGUUACUCUGAUCCGUUCCAUGUGUGGAUACACAAUUUCCUUCCACCGCAUUCAUCGCCACCUUAUUGGGGGAAGCGAAGAAUUCAUGAUCACGAUACUCAACAGUAUGAAUAUACAAUGCCGGUACACCCUCCUCCUCUGCCAUCUCAGCAAACUCCCAUUCUGCAUCAUGGAGUGCAAGAGCAAUUUCCUAUCCUAGUGACAAAUCAAAUCCCAUUCUCUACAAGGCAAGGACAACUCCAGCAGUAUGAUAUACAGCCGCCAUUCCAGCAGAAACUCUUUGCACAGCAAGAAGGACAUCACCCGGUUGUUCAACAAUUGCUGCCAUUAGACAGGCAAACACAACAGUUACCAUUUCAAGAAUACUCGGCAACAUUGGGUCAGGCAAUUUACCCAAGUUUGCUUGGAACUCCACAGGAGCCUGUACAGCAGCCACAGCAACGAUCAAUUUAUCCCAGUUUGUAUUACAUGCCUUACGUAGCAAACCAAGGAGCCGCUCCUGGCAGAUUAGGAGGAAUAGUGAGCUCAGAAGAAAUGCAGGGUGGUGGCCUCGGUGCACCAGCCUAUCGUGCCAUGAGCCCUGAUUUCUUUGGUAUGAGUGCUGGAUUUGGAAACCCUCCACCGAACAGACUAGGCCAGCCCGGUGAUUACACAGUAGAAGACGAUCAACUUGGAAUAACAGAACAGCCUGACGUUCAAGGAGGAGCUAACCCGGCCGCUAACCCUUCAGGCAACGGGAACAGUGUCGUCUCCCUGAACAACAACCUGGGAGGUGCUUUGUCUAAUGCCAACAGCAACCUGAUGAACCCUGCUGGGCAGAGUCAAGGACCUGCGGGUGGCCUCCAAGCUACUGUAAACCCACUCGUGACUCAAGGCCUCCCCGACAGCUUUGUCCCUUUUGAGGCCGACACUCUUAUGCCGCUGGAUCCCACCAUGUCCCCGGAUGCCAUAUACACACCCCAGACAGGAUAUGAGGCUGGCCAGCCACAAGAUGGAUGGCAUUUUCAAGAACCCUGA
This is a messenger RNA of Eublepharis macularius, 1086 nucleotides long. RefSeq names its product ameloblastin (gene AMBN). The transcript has 8 exons. NCBI's taxonomy places the organism in Eukaryota, Metazoa, Chordata, Lepidosauria, Squamata, Eublepharidae. The record is from RefSeq and is a predicted model, not a curated record. Gene Ontology annotation, biological process: odontogenesis of dentin-containing tooth. Gene Ontology annotation, molecular function: structural constituent of tooth enamel. Bases 1 to 1086 code for a protein of 361 amino acids.